Messenger RNA from Pectinophora gossypiella (pink bollworm), 1484 nucleotides. Its product is annotated as lysosomal Pro-X carboxypeptidase. The record is from RefSeq and is a predicted model, not a curated record. Bases 92 to 1477 code for a protein of 461 amino acids. Lineage: Eukaryota; Metazoa; Arthropoda; Insecta; Lepidoptera; Gelechiidae. Gene Ontology annotation, molecular function: serine-type exopeptidase activity; dipeptidyl-peptidase activity. The transcript is spliced from 8 exons. Gene Ontology annotation, biological process: proteolysis.
ACCGGGUUCAUGGAGCGCCCGCUCAUUAUCACUGCGGACUUCAAACAACACGCACGUGAUUGUUAGACUAACUAUCCCACAGCUGGGCAAUAUGUUCCCACAAUUGGUCUUUGUAUUGUGCCUUCUCAGUGCGAGUUCUGGGUACCAGUUCGAAACGAAGUGGUUUAGGGUACCCCUAGACCAUUUCGGUUAUCAGAGAAAUGAGACUUUUGAGAUUAAGUAUUUGGUGAAUGAUAGUUAUUGGGAUCGAGGGAAUGGACCGAUAUUUUUCUACACUGGAAAUGAGGGUCAGAUCGAGUUGUUUGCGCAACACACCGGGUUCAUGUGGGACAUCGCAGAGGAGUUCCGAGCGAAGAUCGUGUUUGCUGAACAUCGAUACUACGGAGGUUCAAUGCCGUUCGGCAACCAGUCUCUGGACAACAAUCACGUGGGCUACCUGUCGGCUGCGCAGGCGCUGGCCGACUACGCCGACCUGAUCACCUUCCUGCAAGGCAAUAGCAUGCGCGCCAAGUAUCCCGUCAUCGCUUUCGGUGGGUCGUACGGCGGUAUGCUCGCUGCCUACUUCCGCAUGAAGUACCCGCACAUAGUUGCGGGGUCCAUAGCGGCGUCCGCGCCCAUCCACAUGUACCCCGGCAUGGUCCCCUGCGAGGUCUUCCACCGCAUCGUCACGUCCAGCUUCAGGGUCGCCAGCCCCGCUUGUGUGGAGAAUAUACGUCGUUCCUGGGCUGUCGUCAAAAACGUGACGUCGAACCCAAACAACACUCUCCAGAAGGACUGGAAGCUCUGCGACGCGGUGAAGAACUCCACAGACAGUGAACUCCUGAUGGACUUCCUCCAGUCCAUGUACGAGACCCUGGCCAUGGUCAACUACCCGUUCCCCUCGGACUUCCUCGUCCCGCUGCCCGGCCAGCCUGUCAGGGUCGUCUGCCAGUAUCUCAACGACACGCUCUCGAAUGUGAAACUUAUGGAGGGAAUUGGAAAAGUGUUGCAAGUAUUCACAAAUUACGAUGGAAAGAGCAAAUGUGUGGAUUACAAGAAGGGAGAAGAUUACGGUAACUUGGAUGCAAGCGGAUGGAACUAUCAGGCUUGCACAGAAAUGAUAAUGCCGAUGUGCACAACCGGUGUGGACGACAUGUUCCAACCGAAGCCGUGGAACUUGACAGCAUUCGCCGAGGACUGUCACAAGACGUACGGGGUGUACCCCCGCCCUGAUGCCGCGCGGAUCCAGUACGGUGGGGACAAGCUGCAAGCUGCAUCCAAUAUUGUGUUCAGUAAUGGGUUGCUGGACCCCUGGGCGGGAGGUGGCAUUUUAAACAGCAUCAGCGACUCAGUGGUGGCAGUGGUAAUGAUCGAUGGAGCCCAUCACCUGGACCUGAUGCCGGCGAACGAGAAGGACCCAACCUCUGUGCGCAUGGCGCGCGAGUCGCACAAACGGCAUAUCAGAAAUUGGAUCCGCGCCUUUAGGAAACAGAACUGAUGGAUUA